AUGGGCGCGCCGGGCUUGUCGGACGAGUACUCGCCGCCGCGCCUCUCGAGGCUGCUGCACUCGCUGCCACACAUCAACGUGACCCUGCACCGAGUGAACGACACCUUCGCGCCCAACUCGCCAAUAUACCUAGAAAGCCUGGGCAUCCUCGGGUCCAUUCCAGGCGCCUGGCUGAUAUUCACUCUCACCGUUCUCCUCUUGUACCUGCUGACGAGAUGCUGCGACAGGAAGCAGCGGCCACCUCGGAGUAUCAUCGCCCUAAAGAUUACUCUGAUGAUCCUGUCCGUGCUCUGCUGCGGCGCGAUAGGGGUCGGCCUAUUCGGCAACGACGACCUCCACAACGCAAUGCUGCAGAGCAUCCAGGCCGGCAACCAGCUAGCUGGUCUAGUUAACACAAUCAAGAACCAGUCGAGCAUCAUAGAGGAGGCGAUGGGCUCGCGGGCUCGAGUGAACCUGGCGAGGGUGGCGGACGCCCUGGACGCGCCGGUGGCCAACCAGACCGCCCUGGGUACCGUCCUGAGGGCGCUCUCCGCGCUGAGGAACAACGCCAGCGCGGCCGCUUCGGCGGCUGACAACCUCAGACGGCCCCUCGCCGCCCUCAACCUGGACGCUGUGAUGAAGCGCGCGUGGGUGCUGGAGGCGGCGCGAUGGGCGGGUGGAAUGGCGGGCUGGUGCUGCGGUGGCGCCGUGUGCGUCGCUUUGCUCGCGGCGGCUGCGCGAAGGUCACGACGCGCGCUCCUGCUGCUCUGCGUGUGCGCCCUGGGGGCGCUGGUGUCCUGCUGGGCGGCGGGCGCGGUGCUGACGGCGGGCGCGGUGGCCGCCGCCGACGCGUGCCAGGAGCCGGCGCGCGCCAUCGCCCACCACGCGCCGCACCGGCUCCCCGUCGAUAUGGUCUACUACUACCUGUCGUGCAAGGUCUCCAGGGAGAACGUGCUGACUGCGGAGCUGAGGAACGCCCAAAGGGCGGUGGUGGCCGUCCGCCAAGCUCUGGCCGUGCUGUCGAGGAGCGCGCCGCAAAUGUUCACCGACUCAGAGCUGCAGCCGGCGUUGGGUGCGUUGGGCGCCGGAACGGGCGAGGCGGAGCGGGCGCUGGUCUCGCUGAGCGGGGCGCUCGAGUGCCGCACCGCGCGCGCCUACUUCGUGGCCGCGGCGCGCGCCGCCUGCGACGGCGGAUUGCAGGCUCUGUCGUUGCAACUGUUGGCUGCCAUCGCCGCUGGUUUCCUCUUUACCGCAAUUGUUCUGGUCGAUUCGCACGCAUGGAUCUACAUUAAUACCAAGCGCAGCGGCAGCGGCGAGGAGCAGGCGCCGUUCCUGUCGAGCGGCAGCAGCGCGGCCACCCGCUCGCUGCCGCGCCCCAACGCCCUACCCCAACGGGAAACCGCCCUCGUACAGCGCCGCGGUGCAGCUAAUGGACCUGGCCGA
Messenger RNA from Iphiclides podalirius (scarce swallowtail), 1422 nucleotides. The record is from the annotation of a GenBank genome assembly. NCBI's taxonomy places the organism in Eukaryota, Metazoa, Arthropoda, Insecta, Lepidoptera, Papilionidae.